This is a messenger RNA of Geodia barretti, 1758 nucleotides long. Lineage: Eukaryota; Metazoa; Porifera; Demospongiae; Tetractinellida; Geodiidae. The record is from the annotation of a GenBank genome assembly.
AUGGCGUAUGACCUGCUUAUCAAGAACGGGCGCGUGGUUGACGGCUCCGGCGGGCCUUCCUUUUACGCAGAUGUGGCGGUGCAAAAUGGGAAAAUCGUGGGAGUCGGCAAGUUCACUGAAUCGGCCGAUCGCACUAUCGACGCCGACGGCCGAGUAGUGGCCCCCGGGUUCAUUGACCAUCACACCCACUAUGACCCCCAGGCGUUAUGGGACCCCCUAUGCAACUAUACGGUCCAGAACGGCAACACCACCGUGGUAGUUGGACAGUGCGGACAGACGAUCGCUCCGGCGCGGCCGGGGGACCAAGAGUGGUACCUGAAAUUUUUCGCGGAUGCCGAGGCCAUCCCGCUAAGUUCGUUGCAGAACGGGGUGAACUUCACUUGGGGAUCCAUCGCGGAGUACCUUGACGCCUUGGGCCAAAGGCGCGGCGUCAACGUGGGCGCCCUGGUCGGCCACUCCGGAGUAAGACGCUACGUUAUGGGUGAAGCAGCCUCGGAGCGGGCCGAGGCCACUGCUGAGGAAAUCGAGUCCAUGAAGCAGUUGGUUCGAGAGGGUAUGCUGGCCGGCGCGCUGGGGUUCAGCACCACCCCCAAAGACCGGGAUGACCCUGCCGGCGUCGCCGCUGAGGAAGAGCGAUAUAUCCUCGGCAGCGUCCUGGGCGAGUUGGGCUCCGGCCUCUUCCAGGUUAGCGGCGGCUCCCCGGAGGGCGUUUACGCGUCGCAUCGUACUGCCAAGGAGCUAUCCCGGAGGAACGGUCGUCCUGCCAUCUACAACCUGGUGUCCCAGGAGCUGAACGACCCCGACGGAUGGAAAGAGCACCUCCAGUGGUUGGAAGACUCCUUCAAAGAGGGGAUCAGAGCCUAUGGCUCCUGCAUAUCCAUCACGGCCGGUCCGAUCUUCAACCUAAGGCUGGGUUUGGAUGUUCCCCAGGACGAAGACCUGAUCAGCCCGCACAUCAUGUUCGCGGGUAUGCCCACCUGGGACUCGGUCAUGGCCCGGCCGACUCCGGAGCGUAUACGGGCUUUCCGGGACUCCGAGAUCCGCCGGGCGCUGAGCGCAGAGGCGGUGGAAGGGACCGUUGCCCAAGCGGCGCCGGGGACGGACCGCCGGGGCAGUCCCCGGGGAUUCUUCAACCGGCGCUGGGAUUUGGUAGAGGUCUUCAUGGCCCACCAGGAGCGGAACCGGCAGUUCGAGGGCAAGAGCAUCGAGCAAUUGGCUCAGGAGCAGGGUAAAGGGAUUAUGGAAGCCUUUCUGGAUCUGUCCCUGGACGAAAACCUGGAGACCCACUUCCUGUGCGUUGACCGGAACGUUGACGUUGACUCCCAGAGGCAGAUACUCGGCUCGCCCUACACCGUUAUCGGCACCACCGACGGCGGCGCGCGUCCGGACACGAUGGACCGCUACGAAUACAGCACCAAUCUGCUGGGCUACUGGGUACGGGAAAAGCAGGUCAUGUCACUGGAAGAUGCCGUCUAUCGGCUGACGGGCAAGACCGCCCUGAUGCACGAACUCCAUGACCGCGGCUUCAUCGCGCCGGGCAAAGCCGCCGACCUAACCAUCUUCGAUGCUGACACCAUCGCCUCCAAACCCCGGGAACCGGUGGAUUAUCCCCCGGCCGGCGCUAAUGCCAAGCACGUGAGGCGGGGCGCCAUCGGGAUCGACUAUGUGAUAGUCAACGGCGAGGUUCUGCUGGAAGACGGCGAGCACACCGGAGCGCUGCCGGGCCAGGUCCUCCGGGGGCCCUUGCACCAAGGCUAA